GACCCGGAACUCGCGGGAGCGCAGCUGCGGUUCCGGCCGGAGUUAUUUGGCGUUGCCCGCUGACAUGGCUGCGCCCGUAUUAAGGGGUGUUCGGAAGCUGCUGAAACUUGCGGACUUCAGGCCGGUCCCGCGGCGACACCGGUAUAAGAAGAAAUGGGCUACCACAGAACCACACUUCCCCGCCAGUCGUCUUGCUCUGCAAAAUUUUGACAUGACUUACAGUGUACAAUUUGGGGAUCUCUGGCCAUCAAUCCGCGUCAGUCUUCUCUCAGAGCAGAAGUACGGUGCACUGGUCAAUAAUUUUGCUGCUUGGGAUAGUGUGAGUGCUAAGCUGAAGGAGCUGAGUGCCAAAGACUUUGUGAAUGAAGCCUUCUCUCACCGGGAGCUGGAGCCUGAGAGCGGCCUCUCUCCAACUCAGUCCCUGGAUUGCAGCCCAAACCUUCGAUGCUUCACCUUUUCCAGAGGGGAUGUCAGCCGCUUCCCUCCUGCCAGACUUGGCAGCCUGGGUGUCAUGGACUACUACCUGAUGGAUGCUGCCUCCUUGCUCCCUGUCCUGGCUCUCGGUCUGCAGCGCGGAGACACUGUGCUCGACCUGUGUGCAGCUCCUGGGGGGAAAACACUGGCAUUGCUUCAGACAGGCUGUUGCCGCAAUCUAGCUGCCAACGAUCUCUCCACUUCCCGAACAAGCAGACUACAGAAGGUCCUUCACAGUUAUGUGCCUCAAGAUAUCAGGAAAGGGAAUCAAGUUCGAGUCACCUCAUGGGAUGGCAGGAAGUGGGGAGAACUGGAGGGGGACACCUAUGACAGGGUGUUGGUGGACGUGCCGUGCACCACAGACCGCCACUCCCUGCGUGAGGAAGAGAACAACAUCUUUCAGCGGUCAAGGAAGAAGGAGCGGCAGAUGUUGCCCAUGCUGCAGGCGCAGCUUCUCGCGGCUGGACUCCUUGCCACCAAACCGGGAGGUCAUGUUGUCUAUUCCACUUGCUCGCUGUCACACUUACAGAAUGAGUAUGUGGUGCAAGGUGCCAUUGAGCUUCUGGCUAAUCAGUACAGCAUCAAUGUUCAAGUGGAAGACCUGUCUCACUUCCGGAAGCUUUUCUCGGACACAUUCUUUUUCUUCCCAUCCUGCCAGGUUGGGGAGCUGGUAAUACCAAACCUCAUGGCCAAUUUUGGGCCUAUGUACUUCUGCAAAAUGCAAAGGCUGCCAUAGUGUCGGCCUGUUCCCGAAGUAGGAAGACAGUGGCGGUCGGAGGAAGUGAAACUGAGACCAGCAAAAGAGAUGCAUCCUAAGGCGUGUCUCCAUCCUGCUCGUUUUUGUAAAGAGGGUUAUAAACGGGACUGCUGCCCAACUGUG
This is a messenger RNA of Meriones unguiculatus (Mongolian gerbil), 1354 nucleotides long. It is a transcript of the gene Nsun4, whose product is annotated as NOP2/Sun RNA methyltransferase 4. The coding region runs from base 65 to 1210 and encodes 381 amino acids. Gene Ontology annotation, biological process: rRNA methylation. The transcript has 6 exons. Gene Ontology annotation, cellular component: mitochondrial large ribosomal subunit. The record is from RefSeq and is a predicted model, not a curated record. Lineage: Eukaryota; Metazoa; Chordata; Mammalia; Rodentia; Muridae. Gene Ontology annotation, molecular function: methyltransferase activity.